Molecule: messenger RNA, 2124 nt
Organism: Zonotrichia albicollis (white-throated sparrow)
Lineage: Eukaryota; Metazoa; Chordata; Aves; Passeriformes; Passerellidae
Gene: PSMA2
Product: proteasome 20S subunit alpha 2
Biological process (GO): ubiquitin-dependent protein catabolic process
Cellular component (GO): proteasome core complex; proteasome core complex, alpha-subunit complex
Source: RefSeq, a predicted model, not a curated record
GGAGCGGGAGCGGCGCCCGCGCCUGCGCCCAGGAGCCGGCGCGCGGAGCGCAGGGGCUGGUGCCAAAAUGGCGGAGCGCGGCUACAGCUUCUCCCUCACCACCUUCAGUCCUUCUGGGAAGCUUGUUCAGAUUGAAUAUGCUUUGGCUGCAGUAGCUGCAGGAGCUCCAUCAGUUGGGAUUAAAGCUGCAAAUGGAGUGGUGUUGGCAACUGAGAAGAAGCAGAAAUCCAUUCUGUAUGAUGAAAGGAGCGUCCACAAAGUAGAACCAAUUACCAAACAUAUAGGUUUAGUGUACAGUGGUAUGGGUCCAGAUUACAGAGUACUUGUGCACAGAGCUCGGAAGCUGGCCCAGCAGUAUUACUUGGUUUAUCAUGAGCCCAUUCCAACAGCUCAGCUCGUACAGAGAAUUGCCUCUGUGAUGCAGGAGUACACGCAGUCUGGUGGUGUUCGUCCCUUUGGUGUAUCGCUGCUAAUAUGUGGCUGGAAUGAGGGGCGGCCGUAUUUAUUUCAGUCGGAUCCAUCUGGAGCUUAUUUUGCCUGGAAAGCAACAGCAAUGGGAAAAAACUACGUCAAUGGGAAAACAUUUCUUGAGAAAAGAUACAAUGAAGAUUUGGAGCUUGAAGAUGCCAUUCAUACAGCUAUCUUAACACUAAAGGAGAGCUUUGAAGGGCAAAUGACAGAAGACAACAUUGAAGUUGGCAUCUGUAAUGAAGCUGGUUUUAGGAGGCUCACUCCAACUGAGGUUAAGGACUACUUGGCUGCAAUAGCCUAGUAGAAACCCGAGCUAGACUGUGGUUCACACAAAGGUCUUUUUAAUUUUGGCUACUUAAAUGUUUUUCUUUGCAGUUUUUGCAUACUUAUUUCUACAUGGUUUGUCUGAGAGAUUUUUUAAACAUCAUGGAUGCAAAUACAACGGUCCUUGAUAUUGUAAUACAUGGAAUCUUGUUAAAGAUAAUUCUUUCCCUUGAUACACAAAAUACUGUACAAAAUGUAAAGUUAUAGUGACAGCUUGAAAAAGGCUAAAGAAUAAAAUCAGAGGCCAUUGUUUUGGGGGAAGGUGUCUGUGUGUCUUUUCAAUCCUAGCCUGUUUAUCUACAUAAAACUUAGAUUUCAGUAUCCUUAUUGCUGAGGAAACAGCUUUUCAUAUACAGCCAUGGUGAACUUAUGUUCAGCCUUCUUUUAAAAAAUUUAAAUAUUGAGUGAUAGGAUAAUUUUUUCACUUAGGAAUAUUGUUUAAAUGUUAAUUAACCUCCAGAAAUAGUUUUAUGGGAUGCACAAGAUCAUGUACUUUCACAAAGGGGCAGGAAAGGCUUCCAUUUCAGGUGUGUACUGUGAUCUGAUUGAGCCACUCUGCUUUUGACCAUCCUGGUCUUUGUGUCCUAAGAACUUGUUUUACUUGAGUUAUUUUCUUGGCCCUUGAAAUUGCACCUUUACAGCCUUGAAAUAUUGUUAGGAAAAGUAGAAACAGUAACUCUUACUGAAAACUAAAUGCAUUUAUCACUAUCAAUAAAAAUCAAUGGGAUUUACAAAACAGAAUGAGAGUAUGUAAUGUAAUUACUUUAUCCCUUGAAUUGUGCUAAAGUGUUUUCCAACUUGCAAGAUAAUUCUAAAGAUGUAAUGAAGGGAGCAUUUAAUUUGUGCACCAUAACUUUUACAGAUAUUGUGUGGCUAUAUCAAUACAUUUGUUACAUGUGUAGAGUCAUUCAUUCAAGUGAUAAAAACUUACAUUUUCCACAAAAGAAAUUGGAUAAAUAUGCAGGCUUUUUUUCCAGCCAAAAUAAUCUGGUAUGCAGCUAUUUAAGUGACUGUUUUCAGAUUUUGUAUUUUGAAAGCAAUCUGAUUGUUAAAACGUUGAUAAUGAACUCGGAGCAGCAGCUCAAUCAGUCUGCUUGUAUGUAAGGCUAAGGAUGUAGGGGAGCAGUCAGGCAGGUCCCACAUCAGCCAGCCUUAACUAACAAAGAAAAUACAGAAUAUGAGUAGAAAAUAGUGUAUAAGCUGAUUGACCUGUGCUUUCCCAUGUCUGUCUUCUGAUGGGUUUUGUUAUCAUCAGGUGAGUAAGAAUUUCUGAAGCAUGCCAGAAAUGAAUUUUUAUUUCUUAAAUAAAAGCUCUGUCCAAAUGGUUCA